This is a messenger RNA of Vanessa atalanta (red admiral), 3361 nucleotides long. Its product is annotated as zinc finger protein 184-like. The transcript is spliced from 5 exons. Gene Ontology annotation, cellular component: nucleus. Bases 98 to 1822 code for a protein of 574 amino acids. Gene Ontology annotation, molecular function: zinc ion binding; RNA polymerase II cis-regulatory region sequence-specific DNA binding; DNA-binding transcription factor activity, RNA polymerase II-specific. Gene Ontology annotation, biological process: regulation of transcription by RNA polymerase II. NCBI's taxonomy places the organism in Eukaryota, Metazoa, Arthropoda, Insecta, Lepidoptera, Nymphalidae. The record is from RefSeq and is a predicted model, not a curated record.
GCUUCGGUUUCGUAGCGUUGAUUGCUACUAUCUUGUUUUAUUCAAAUUAAUAAACAAUUAAAUUAGUGUUAAUGUUAAGUUAGUUUAAUUAGUUAAGAUGGAGUCUAUUUCAAACGAAGGCAUGUGUCGGUGUUGUGCAUCGGAAGGUACUUUUAAAGACUUUCUUACGACGUACCAUUGGAUGGGCGAAGAAGAAAUUUAUGCCGAUAUGCUAAGAGAUUGUUUUGCGAUUACAUUAUACACAUCGGAUGACGUUAAUAAUGGGGGUAUAUGCGAGGUGUGUAUUACGCAGCUCCGAAACGCUUGCAACUUCAAGCGUCAGGUGCAGCAGACAGAGGAGCAGUUUAAAAAGAGAGUUCAGAACAGUGUACUUAAAUCGAGCGUCAUAAAACUGGAGAUGGCUGGCGUUGACGACGGCGAACAUUCCGAUACAAAUUUAUCCGACGAAUUUUCUGUUACGGAAUUCGAAGUGCCGAUAAAAGAGGAGAAGGUCGAAGAGAAACCGAAGAAACGUCAAGCGGCCAAACCGUCGACGUCCAGAGCGAAGAAGGCGAAGACCGAGGACGGCGAGCCUUCAGCUAAACGUGUCGAGGUUGAAACAAGCUUUGUUGAAAUAACGAUCAAACAGGAACCGACAUCUGAUUCGGAAGAACAAGAGACAAAACUCGAAACGGUAGUUAAAAUAGAAAAAGUGUCUGAUGAAAAUGGAUCGAAAAAGGUAAUAAAAGAUCCCAAAAAAAGCGCAGCCGACAAGAAAUCUAAGAAAGAUCAAAUUCUAGAAAUGGAAAAGCAUUUGAAAAAUAUUAGUACGAUUCUGUUACAUACUAACGCUACCCCGAUAAGAUACCACGAUGGUGCUAACUAUGUGUGUGCUCUAUGUCCAGAAACAUAUCCACUUCCGUCGGAAUUGAAAAUGCACGUUUUAGAGGAACACGACGAAAUAGACAAAUCAUCGUUCAUGGAAGGUCAUAGAUUGACUUCCUAUGUGGUCAAACUCGAUAUCACGAAUUUGCGCUGUUUAAUUUGCCACAGCGAAAUCGAAGGUUUUGAUCCAAUAAAUCAUCUUCGCUCUGCACACGGCAAAGAAUUGCAUACCGAUAUACCAAAUCAUAUAUUACCCUUCAGAUUCGUUGGAAACGGUUUUGACUGCGUCCAAUGCCCAAAAUCCUUUGAACAUUUUAAACUUAUCCAAGAACACAUGAGUGUACAUUAUGGUAAUUAUAUAUGCGAAACUUGUAACGCCCCUUUCGUUAAUAAGAGAACAAUGCAAAAUCACGCAAACAGACACAAAAAGGGCGAUUUCCCAUGCAGUCAGUGUGCAAAAAUAUUCGAUACGAACAGAAAAAAGUUGAAUCAUGAAAAGUUUGUGCACGAUGGCGAUUAUAAGAGGAAAAAGUGUCCGUAUUGUCAGGAGAAGUUCACCAAUUAUGCCAAGAAACGAUCUCAUAUGGUUCAAGAACACGGCGCGGAACCUUUGUCCGUCAAGUGUGAGAUUUGCAAGAAAACUUUUAGUACGAGAGCUCGAUUAAGAGGUCACACCAGACGAGAUCAUAUGGAGUGCCAGCACGCUUGUACGGAUUGUGAAAUGAGGUUCUAUACCAAAUUGGAACUUGUUAAGCAUAUGGUGAAGCACUCCCCAUUAAGGGAAUAUCAGUGUGACAUAUGCCAGAAGGCGUAUGCAAGGAAACACACUCUCCGGGAACAUUUGAAGAUACACGCUAAUAUUAGGAAAUUUAAGUGCGAACUAUGUGAAUUUACAUUCGUGCAAAAGUGCAGUUGGAAAUCUCAUAUGCGUAAUAAACACAAGAUAAAAGUACCUUAAUGGGGUUUUUAAAUAUCGAAUGGUUUUAAUUGAUUAUCUUUAGGGUUUUGAAACUUUCAAAAUUAGUCAUUAAACGUGGUAUUGUUUAGGUGUAGAAUGUUUAGACGUAACUAGCUUUGGGGUUGAACAUACACCUUGCGACGGCGUGUCGUUCAUAUUAUGACAAUGAUAAACAAAGAAAUAUUACUUUUACCAUAAAUCUAUAAUGUAGAUUUCAUGGACAGUUUUCAGUGAAGUAAAUUUAUACUUGACAGACAGUGCCACGUCACGACGUCGUAAAGUGCUUACGUUUGUUACCCCCUCGUUUUUAAAUUUAAUAUUACUGAUCUAAUUCGGAGGAGAUCGAGCAAUAUUUACUAAAUGUUUAUGACUGAAAAUUAAAUUUCGUUCAUGGACGAUUAUUUAAUUAAAUUCUUCAAAUUUAUAUUUAAUGCAUGGGUAAAUUAUAUAAAGGUAUCUUUAGCAGUAUUUAUAGAACCGACUUUAACUUUAAUUUGCAUUCGUUAUUAUGGUAUUGACAGGGCACUGUAUUUUCGUUCAAGUUAAACAAAAUCAACCAUCCUUAACAAAACGAUUUCGUUCAUAGAAUAGACCAAACUGUUUGGACAUGACAUGUGUAUUGAAUUAUUUAGACGGUAAAGAAGUCGUUUAGGCAUUUGGAGUGUGUCGUGUUAUUUUUGAAUAUUCGAAUCCCAAGAAAUACAGAUAAAUGUUGUUAAGAUAUGAAAGAGAACCAAUUUAACGUGACUAUGACAUAUUACUAUGAAAGGUCACAAAGAACUACAAUCAAGCUCAACAAUAUGCAUAGAAAUCUCUAUAUCUCAGGAUUAUUUUCACUAUAAGAAUUAUUAUAAAUCUGAUUUCUGCACAGUACGUUCUAUUUAUGAAAUGAACUUCGUCUAGUUCAGCCAGUCAUAAAAAUGCAGUGACGUAUUUGUCAGAGGGUAUCACCAUAGGGUUGAUAGCCCAGGGAGAUGCGUCCACUUUUUAUUAUUACUAUCCGAAAUUUCGGAGAUUUCUGAAAAUUUUGGAUUGUCUCACUUUUAUGCGUUUAAAACUAGAAUUCAUCAAAGUUAUAGUUUGGAGGUUAGGAUAUAUGUUAUAUCUACCCUCCUGUAGCAAUUUAUUUUAAUAACAACGAACAACAGGAAUUUAUUUACGUUAAAUAAAUAUAAUAUGAAUAUGUGAUAUUUUUAUUAUCUUUGAUUAAUCAUAUUUCGUAUAUUAAUAUAAAUAUUUUCUACGUGACCAAAAACGUUUUAUAAUGUUCUAGAUUCUUCGACGGUUAAAAAUAAAAAAAAAAAAAAUUCAUCUGACUUGUCUAUUCCGUUUUUUCCUACAAAAUCUGAUAUCAUCAUUCGUUCUUCUUGACAACGAUAUAAUUAAUUAUUGAAACGUCUAUAGACUAUUCCAAACAAAGAUGUUAAUGUGAAUCUAUGAUAUUCAUUAUAAUUUGCGAAAAACGGAGUCUUAAUUGUCGACAAAGUGUUUAUCGGAACUUUAGUAUUGGAACAGUGUUGUAUUAUAAAUGAAUGCAUA